Erpetoichthys calabaricus (reedfish) is the source of this 1356-nucleotide messenger RNA. Its product is annotated as claudin-10-like. Gene Ontology annotation, cellular component: plasma membrane; bicellular tight junction. Gene Ontology annotation, molecular function: structural molecule activity. The transcript is spliced from 5 exons. The record is from RefSeq and is a predicted model, not a curated record. Lineage: Eukaryota; Metazoa; Chordata; Cladistia; Polypteriformes; Polypteridae. Gene Ontology annotation, biological process: bicellular tight junction assembly; cell adhesion. The coding region runs from base 178 to 888 and encodes 236 amino acids.
GAAUUUUCCUCUGACUUUCAGUUGGACUGUUGUGGAUUUGUGCUGCUUUUCAGACAAUAGGAGUUAAAUGUACUUCUGAAUUUCUGAGGGCUGAGAAGGAAAAUUUUAUAUUACUAGAACAAACUAAAGCCUUCAUUCUUUAUGCUCAGGGAACUUUAAAUAUAAUCUACAUACAGAAUGGCAAACAUGGGCAUUGAGAUUUUAGCCUUCAUCUUGACAAUUUCUGGUUGGAUCCUCAUCUCUUCCACAUUGCCUAUUGACUAUUGGAAAGUCUCUUCCAUUGAUGGCACAGUAAUUACCACUGCCACUUUCUGGUCCAACCUCUGGAAAACUUGUGUUACUGAUUCUACUGGAGUCUCCAACUGUAAGGACUUCCCAUCUAUGCUGGCUCUUGAAGGUUACAUCCAAGUCUGUAGGGGCCUCAUGAUUGCAGCUGUCUGCCUUGGAUUUUUUGGAGCCAUUCUUGCCUUGGUUGGAAUGAAAUGUACCAAGAUUGGAGGAUCAGAUAGAGUAAAGGCCAGGAUUGCUUGUUUGGCAGGAUUAAAUUUCCUACUUGGCGGUUUGUCUUCAAUGACUGCAUGCUCUUUAUAUGCUCACAGAAUUACAUCUGAGUUUUUUGAUCCUACAUUUGUUGCACAAAAGUACGAAUUGGGAGCAGCUCUCUUCAUUGGAUGGGCAGGCUCCGCACUUUGCAUUCUCGGUGGUGCUGUUUUCUGUUUUUCAAUGUCUGAAGGUGGAACAACAACCACAAGGGUAGGAUACACCUAUAGUGGAGCAGCCUCCUUUCUGUCCUCAAGAAUAAAACCGCAACAUGAGGCAGCAGAUGUCCGAUCAAGCAGAGGAAAAGGAAUUCCACCCAAACAGUUUGAUAAAAACGCCUACGUUUAACUCCACAAAAUAAAAGAAGAAACCCAAAGAAGACAGCGAGGUGCUGUACACAUGGCAUUGAUCAGUUUAUUUUGGUGGAAAUAUGAAAUGGACCACAGCACAUUGUUUGCUUGCUUUCUUUAAAAAAUAUUUUUUAACUGACUGCCAUUACUAAAUCAUUUGUACAUAUUAAAAUAUAUACAGUAACUAAAACCUUAAGGCUCAAUAUUUGUGAAAUGUCAAUAAUGGAUUACUGUAUGUUUGUGUAGGAUGAUCAUGAUUGUUUGACAGUUUUCUUGAACAAAGCUAUUUUUUAAUAUUGCAAAAGCUUUGUAUUUUAGCAUAAGAAAUUUAAGUCAUCAGUCAGCACCAACACAUCGUAUAUGGUAGAGUAUAGAAAGUCACAUUUUGAAUUCCACUGUUAUUACAUCAUACAUGUAAAAGUACUUGUUCGAUUACUAAAGUCUAAAUUCUAAAUAUGAAGAGCUG